Messenger RNA from Exserohilum turcica Et28A, 369 nucleotides. RefSeq lists its product as uncharacterized. The record is from RefSeq and is a predicted model, not a curated record. The coding region runs from base 1 to 369 and encodes 122 amino acids. The transcript is spliced from 2 exons. NCBI's taxonomy places the organism in Eukaryota, Fungi, Ascomycota, Dothideomycetes, Pleosporales, Pleosporaceae.
AUGUCCUACUCAUCCUUCUCCUACUCCGCCGAGGACAUCCGCCUCGAUGACGGCCACAUCCUCCGGGCUCGUCUCCAGACGGCUGACGGCAACUGGAACGACUCGGAGAUCGACCUCAACCAGUGCAUCGGCAACGACAAUGGCAACUUUGCCUGGGACGGCGUCAACUUCUCCGACUCGGCCCAAGACAUCACCUUCUCCAUUGAGGGCGAAAGCAACGUCGCCGUCCUCCGCGCUACCUUGAUGGACGCAGACGGCAACCCCCAGUACCGCGACAUCAACCUGGAUGAGCGCAUCAGCAACCAGGAUGGCAACUUCUACUUCCGUAUGCAUCUGCUACCUGGACACUGCAAUGACCUGUUUUACUGA